Podarcis lilfordi (Lilford's wall lizard) is the source of this 8451-nucleotide messenger RNA. NCBI's taxonomy places the organism in Eukaryota, Metazoa, Chordata, Lepidosauria, Squamata, Lacertidae. The record is from the annotation of a GenBank genome assembly.
AUGGGAACGAUUACUUGCUAUAUGUGGCUUUACCUCACUCACUUUGCCAACUCCCUCGUGAGAUCCGAAAAGUUUGCAGUCAAUGGAAGCUUGGGGGCAUUAUUUGAAGUACCGAACACCUCUCACUUUUUAUCUUGGACAAACUAUACACUUGCUGACUGGCAGAGCUUUCUGGAAGGGAAAAGAUACGGGUCAGGUUCCCAAAACCUUCUUGUGAAAAUCCUCCUCGUCGUGGCGUAUUCCGUUAUCAUAGUGUUCUCCCUCUUCGGCAAUGCCUUGGUGUGUCACGUCAUGGUCAAAAACAAACGGAUGCAUUUUGCCACCAGUCUGUUCAUUGUGAAUCUUGCUGUGGCAGACUUGAUGAUCACCUUUCUCAACACUCCCUUUACUUUGGUAAGAGCAUGGGGAUAAUGUUUAUAUUUAUUGAGAUUAUUGUUUAAAUAGCAUAAUACUUGCAUGUGGAUUUAGCUCCCUUGUGUCUGCUAAAAUUAUUAGGGGGGCAGAGGGCAGGAGCAGCACAGUUUAUUUAAAACUAGUAAUUGAUAGUGAUUGCCUGCAGAAUGGUUGUUCUGUGUUUGCGUGUGUUUAAGAAGAGAGCUGUGAUAUCCUAGCUACUUAUACUAAGCUAGUAAUGUGUUCAAGGUAUCGUUGUACUUUUUAAAAGCACCUCAAAGAUCCAUCAGUAAAAGUCUCUUGCACAAGCUCUUGCAAACCGAAAGGGGAUGCAGAGUGUUGGGUGGAAAUUACUAUCAAUGUAUGCAUAGUUCUUUGAUCCAUUAGGAAAAGCACUGCAACAAGGAUUUAUUGUGUUAUCUAUGGAGGCAACAGGCAUAUAUUCAUAACAAAUGGGAUUCGUUGGCAGCUAAGUUGUUUCCCCAUUUGCAAGAAAGCUAGCCAAAUGCAUUGCUCUCUGCAAUCAGAUCUUAAUAGCUAAAUUAGUUAGCAUCUGCUGGAUGCAUCUUCACGUAGCUCAAUCAGCUCUCAGGGCCCUGAAGCCUUGAUUGUGCUCUGCAGAGUGUACUUCACAAUUUCUAUAGCACUAGGGAGCCACAAUAGCUUGGAUUGUGCGACUGGUGGUCAUCUUCCUGGCACAGAUUCAGCUAGAUUCCCUUAUCUCUGUUAUGCCUGUAGACAGACAAACCAAACCAAAGGCAAUAGAACAACCCACAGCAAAGUCUCUGUCAAACAGAAACCAGAGUGAUUUAUUGGAUGCAGAGCUUUGCUUCUAGUAAGUGACGAAUUAUUGUAAUAAGUACCUGCAUAUUGUAACAAGUAUCUGCAUAGUAUCAUUAUCAAAUUUGUUACUUGCUUUAUCUUGCCCAAGGCAACCCAAAGCAACUUACAACCAAACAAAGAAACAUUCAAAACAUCCCACCCACUUGUGAAAGACCAUAGAUAAAGGCCUGGCUAUAGAGGGAAGUUUUCAUCCGGUACCUAAAGAAAUGUAACAAAGGUGCCAGGCAAGCAUCCCUGGGGAGAGCAUUCCUCAAACAGGGAGCCACCACAGAAAAGGCCCUGUCCUAUUGCUGCCCUCUGGACCUCUUGUGGAGGGUCUGGGGCAGUACAUUUGGGGAGAGUUGGUCCUAGAGGUAUUGCAGUCCUGAGGUAUUUUCAUUUUCAAGCCCUCUGGCAUUUUCAAGUGUUUAAAGCAGAUCACAUGCAUUAGAUAAAGGUAAAGGUACCCCUGCCCGUACGGGCCAGUCUUGACAGACUCUAGGGUUGUGCGCUCAUCUCACUCUAUAGACAGCCAGCGCUGUCCGCAGACACUUCCGGGUCACAUGGCCAGCAUGACAAGCUGCAUCUGGCGAGCCAGCGCACCACACGGAACGCCAUUUACCUUCCCGCUGGUAAGCGGUCCCUAUUUAUCUACUUGCACCCGGGGGUGCUUUCGAACUGCUAGGUUGGCAGGCGCUGGGACCGAACGACGGGAGCACACCCUGCCGCGGGGAUUCGAACCGCCGACCAUGCGAUCGGCAAAUCCUAGGCGCUGAGGUUUUACCCACAGCGCCACCUGCGUCCCACAUCACAUGCAUUAUUUUACUGUAAUUCCUGCAGAAAUCCUGCAAGAUAGGAAAGUGCUACUUUCUCCAUCUUGCAGAUGAUGGGCUGAUAGAGAUGGGGGAGGGUUUCAAUUCAGUUCACAUUUAGAGUCCAGUCUUUCACACUAUCCAAAACACUAUGUGAACACAAGUUAUCCCUAGAAAUUCACACUUCUAUUUAUUUUGCAAUGUGGUUUUCCAACCAAGCAAUGUUUUAUUAUCAUUAUUAUUAUUAUUAUUAUUAUUAUUAUUGCAUACAUUCAGGGACAGUGUACAUAAAAAUGAAUAUAUCAGUGAAAAUAAUGUAAACAUUGGGAAAUUACUUGCAGAAAUGUGCACAUUAAUAAAAAGCUGCAUAGAACAAUGAGCCAGGGGAAGUUUGCAUUAAAACACUGAUGAAUUUUCAUGAGUUUUAUUGGGGUGGGGUGGGGUGGGGGUGGAGAAUCGCAACAGAAAUGUGAUGAACUGAAUUUAAGGUUGGGAAAAUGAGAAACAAGAUUGACAGAAUAUUUUCUCCUUAGCUGAGCAGGAGUGGCUUGCUCAGUCAGGUCUCAGAAAUACUGUGAAGAAUAGCAAGUUAAAAGACAGUUCUUCUGAACUGUCUGGGGUGUGUGUGUGUGUGUGUGUGUGUGUGUGUGUGUGUGUGAGAGAGAGAGAGAGAGAGAGAGAGAGAGAGAGAGAGAGAGAGAGAGAGAAUCCAUUUGUGCUGGAAAUAGAAGUAAGUCCUAUCAAGGAGGAUAUUGGCCGACCACAACCCCAAGCCCUAGUGGGAUUGUAAAAAGUGAAAAUUGUCUUGUUCCUGCCAGGCUCGCUUUGUGAACAGUACAUGGAUAUUUGGGAAAGAGAUGUGCCACAUCAGUCGAUUUGCCCAGUACUGUUCCCUUCAUGUCUCUGCCUUGACCCUGACAGCCAUUGCCAUAGACAGACGCCAGGUGAGGAACUUUUUAUUCCAAAUGGCAAUCAAGAACAUUUGGUGCAUGCUUUAUUUUACUUCUAAAAGCCUUUUUAAGGGGAUAGCCAGCUGGCAGGCCUCACCCAAUAUCCUGCAACAUCUCCCACGAGGAAUAUUAACCCCUUUUCUUGGUGACAAAACCUCCUUCCAGAGCGUUGCUAUUUUGCAGGUGGGAUUUAACUGCAUAUAGGCAAAGUUGGGUUGCGCAAUUAAAGUGAAUUUUGUGCUUGAAGAAGCCCUCCUUUCCCCACCCCUGCACCAAAUCAGACCUUUUCCCCAUAAGGGAAGUGAUGGGGAAAUUCACUGAAAAGUGUAGGAGAUAAAUUUUGUGAUGUGUCAUAUAGUCUCCCCUCAGACAAACAAAAACGAAUGCUCAAUAUGUAGCAGCAGCAGAUGACAUAGAAUGCUCCUGCAAACUUUACAUUUCUUAAAUAAAGCUUUUUCCCCCAACAUGCUCUGCAAACAGGUGAUACUGCAUCCUCUGAAGCCUCGGAUUUCGACUGCAAAGGGUCUUGUUUGCAUCUCCAUCAUCUGGCUAAUGGCCACAUGCUUCUCUCUCCCACAUGCCAUCUACCAGAAAUUAUUCACUUUUGAAUACAGGUAAGGGGGACUUUUUGGCAGGGCAGUCGUGGUGUGCUGGUCCCGGGGGGUUACCGUGCUGCGUGGUCCAAGUCCAGUCCGAGGUCGAGGUAUGGAGGCUGUCCAUCAAGGCUGAAGCGGGGUCCAAGGCAAGGAGUCGGGUGAGGUCAGGAACUCUGGCAGAAGAGCAGGACAGGGUGCAGGCAGGAACAGGUUGCCAACAAUGUUGCUCCUGCAACCUGGGACUGGGCUGGCUGGCUUUUAUCUCCUCUGAGGCAUAGGGCGGCCCCGGUCCACAGGUGACUCGCCUCUCCUGGCCUGGAGACGAGCACUCCUCCUGCGGGAACUUAGUUCCCUCCGCCUAUCAGCCCUGAGCCUCUGCAGCUCAGGAGAGGCUGGAGGGUUACUGGACCCAAAGGCAACCUCACCUUCCCCUGACGGGGCUGAGAGUGGAGCACCUGCAGGCAAUGGGUCCUCUAUCACCUCCGGAGCCAGAGCUGAUUCAGCUGGUCUCUGCUCCUGAGGAUCCGGCACAGGUGAGGGCCCUUCAGGUUCAAGCCCCAACCCCGGCUCAGCUGGUCCUAGAGGCGGGGACUCCUGUGCAGGCUGAGAUUCCUCAGGUUCAGCCUCUGAAUCCGAUUCCCAGGCCAUCACACUUGGGCUUCUCUCAGGUAAUGGCAUCCUUGAGUCAGUGGCGGACUUGGGUAUGAUGGUGCCGUAUGUAAGAACAACAUUUGGAACCCACCCCUUGUUGGGAUACUGCCGGGAGACGGGGGCAUCAGGCAGGCCCCCAGCUGGCUCCAGCCACUGGCCAGCAGCCAGGCGAAACUCCGGUUCUUGGUAUAGCAUCAAUCAGUGACACAAGCCUCAGAUACCCUUAGAGACUUGGCACGCUCAUAUCAGCAGAGUGAGUAACUUCUCACAACAGAAGAGGCGGACAGAGACAUGUGUAAGCAUUAUUUACAGGUGUUUAUUCAGCAUAGUUCAGGAGCAAAGGAAAAAACAUGUCUGCUUCCCUUUGUGUCCAAGCACACAGCAGCAAAGCAAACGCAACAUAGAACGGAAGUUCCCAGCAGACUGUGCUGGAAGUAAACAGGCAUGUGACACACAACAGUCGUGCCCGUUCCCUUUUAAGGUGGAACGGAACUAUAUCCUAACACCCCUGUCCUUUUGCUUCCUUCCCAAAGAUGGGUGAGGAGGGGCACAACUUUGGGAAGGAGGCACGCGGGAAGGAGGCAGGGUCCUAGAGCCCUCUCACCUCUUUCCCAAAGCUGGGAAAGCACUAACUCGAAUUUGGGAAGGAGGUGGGAGGACUCUAGAACCCUGUCAGAGUCCUCAUGUCUUCUUCCCAAAGUCCAUUGGGGGUGGGGAACAUUCUACAGACAGAGGACCACAUUCCCAGCUGGGCAGUCUUUCUGGGGCCACAUGCUGGUGGUGGGUGGAGCCAGAGACAAAAGUGGGUGGAGCAGAAAAAUGUAAUGUUUUUACUGUUGUGCUAGUUCCUGUACAGGGGGACGCAGGUGGCGCUGUGGGUUAAACCACAGAGCCUAGGACUUGCCCAUCAGAAGGUCGGUGGUUCGAAUCCCCGCGACGGGGUGAGCUCCCAUUGCUUGGUCCCUGCUCCUGCCAACCUAGCAGUUCGAAAGCACGUCAAAGUGCAAGUAGAUAAAUAGGUACUGCUCCGGCAGGAAGGUAAACGGCGUUUCCGAGCGCUGCUCUGGUUCGCCAGAAGCGGCUUAGUCAUGCUGGCCACAUGACCCGGAAGCUGUACACCGGCUCCCUCGGCCAAUAAAGCGAGAUGAGCGCCGCAACCCCAGAGUCGGCCACGACUGGACCUAAUGGUCAGGGGUCCCUUUACCUUUACUUUAGUUCCUGUACACACCCCUCUAUCCUUAGCAAGCAAGGGAUGCUCUUUCCAUUCCAGGACACAUCCUAGCUAGGCAAAAACAUUCCAGGUCUGUAUGAAACAAGGCCAGUGAGGGUAGUAGGCUUGGAGAGGGUGUGUGAGGAUGAGUCCCAAGGGCCAGAUAGAGAGGCCGGGAAGCUGGGCCUGCGGUUCCCCACUCCUGAUCCAGAAGAUUCUAUGUUGAGAUUAAUGACCCUCAGGGGUCAAACUCCACAAUUCUAUGAUUCUAAGUGAGGGCUACCCAAAAAUACCCCAGGAGCCAGUUUAUAGUGCCGUCAAUGGGACGCUGGUGGCUCUGUGGUCUAAACCACUGAGCCUUAUGGGCUUGCCAAUUGGAAGGUUGGUGGUUCGAAUCCCUGCAGUGCAGUGAGCUCCCAUUGCUCUGUCCCAGCUCUUGCCAACCUAGCAGUUCAAAAGCACGCCAGUGCAAGUAGAUAAGUAGGUACCGCUGUGGCGGGAAGAUAAAGAGCAUUUCUGUGCUCUCUGGUUUCCAUCAUGGCGUCCCAUUGUGCCAGAAGCGGUUUAGUCAUGCUGGCUACAUGACUCGGAAAGCUGUGGACAAACGCUGGCUCCCUCAGCCUGAAAGCGAGAUGAGCACCGCAACCCCAUAGUCGCCUUUGACUGGACUUAACUGUCCAGGGGUCUUUUUUUUUAAAGUGCCAUCUGAUGAACAACCUAGUGUUUCCUCACUGCUGAAGCCAAGCCAGACGCAAUAGAGAACCUCUAGCGGUCCCCUGGCGCAGCAUGUUAACGGAAUAUCUACCCUUGAUUUGCAGGGAGGAGAUCACCCGAUCCUUGUGCCUCCCCAAUUUUCCCGAGCCAGCUGAUUUGUUCUGGAAGUACCUGGACUUGACAACUUUCGUUCUGCUCUACGUGCUGCCCCUUCUCAUUAUCUCCAUCACCUACGUGACCAUCGCCAAGAAGCUCUGGUUCCGCACUGCCAUCGGGGUCGUGAUGGUCGAACAGUACUUUGCCCUCCAGAGGAAGAAGAUUAUGACCAUUAAGAUGCUGAUGCUGGUGGUGGUGAUCUUCGCUGUCUGCUGGUUCCCUUUGAACUGCUACGUCCUCCUCCUCUCCAGCCAAGUCAUCCACACCAACAACGGCCUGUAUUUUGCUUUCCACUGGCUGGCCACAAGCAGCACCUGUUACAACCCCUUUAUUUACUGCUGGCUCAAUGAGAAUUUCAGGGCAGAGCUGAAGACCUUUCUUAAGGUCUGCCGGAAAUCCCCAGAUCCAAGGGAGCAAAGGCUUCCGUCUCCUGCUGGUCUGCCGUGCAGGGCAGCCUGGCCACAGAGAGAUCACCGCAAGGGUUUACAGGUCUCCCUUGACCUCCCGUCCACCUCCAAUUUUCAGCUGAGAAAGAAUGACAUCACCGCUGUGCAGCCUAUAGUUGCUGUGACUUGAGCAUUGAAGCAGACUAAUUGGGUGGUCUAUGGCAGCACUGCAAGGAGGCCUUCUCCACGUCUGAUGGACUGGGCAACUGCGCAAAAAGCUCUGCCUUGUCCUUUAGUGUGUGUGGCUUUGCUCACUCGCUUGAGUCUUUCGAAGCUCUGAAGAACCAUGUGUUUGCUCCCGUGUUGUGCUCCUGUGAGAUUCAGUGAUAUUGCAAUGGAUGGAGAUUGCAAUGGCAAGAGGUUGAUGUCAAGGAUAUUCCUUUGGGGCAGAGAGUUAGCCCUUCUAAAUCCUCCCAGCUCCAUGGUUCUGGGUCCACCACACUGCCAAUGAUGGGCAGGAACCAAUCUGGCAGCUGCUAAUGACAUCAAGGCUAGGUUUUCACAUGUGAUGGAGGGGUUGGCAUUAUUCUCUAAAGAGAUAAGAGCCAACUAGGGGUCAGGAGCCAAGUUUUGUUGAGUGAUACUUGACAUUAAAGAAAGCAUCCCGGACUAAGAUUGGUUAACCACUUUGUGUUCCCAUCACACACGCAGGAACGAGUCUCAGUGCCCACAUUUUAUCCAGCAAUAGGCAGACAUAGACUUUGCUGUUUGGGAAAGGCAUCUACAACAAUUUUGAGAGUGGCAUCCCGAAUCCUGGCCAAAAUAGAUUUUAGGGGACGCUUUGUCCAGAGACUUAUCUCAGAGUGUUUCACCCCUGAAGAAAGCCUUUAUUUGCCUUUGCAGUUGAGUUAAGCAACACAAUAACCUUAAACCCACUUCAAGGCUGAGAAACUAAAUGGAGAAAAUGAAGCGAGAACACAAUUCAGUUGACAUGUAUUUUAGUUGCAAUGGCUCUUGUUGAUUAGUUGUUGUCAGUGCUACUUUCUGAGCAAAGUCAUGGAGUCUGCAGAAUAGGCUUCUUGCUGUGACUAAAUUAUUUUUUGCAAUGACUAAGCAUCGUUCAGCCUUUGUUUUCCAAUGUGUGAUGGUGUGACAUUUGAAAAUAAUCACCAGGGUUUUAAUGCAUUUUUUAGCCCUAGUUUGUUACGCUAGGGUUCCUGUAAAAGCUUGCUUUAUGAAACAGCAAACCAACUGCAAGAAAGCUCGUUCUGUGACUAAAUAAUAAAGACUAUUUCUGUUACCAGCUGCCUGGGUCCUCUGAUUCCAUCAUACUACACGUGGGUCUCCAGAUGUUGCUCUACUAGAACCCCCAUGAUCUCUGGCCGUCAGCUGAGCUGGCUGGCAAUGAUGGGAGUUGUAGUCCAACAUUAUCUGUGGGCCCAAACUUGAAGAAUUCUGGAGUAAAUCAUUAGUGCAGCUGGAUAAGCAUAGCUCAUACAUGAACUAUGCUGCUAUAGAUGGAGGUAAUAGGACAUUAAAAAACAACAAUUAGCACAUCGCAAUGUUCAAGAGCAGUGAUGUGAGCAGGACAGGGCUUUAGGACAGAAGGGCCUGAAAUUCAGCAGGGUUGCAUACCCUCCCAAGUGUCCCGAUUUUUCAGGGACAGUCCCAGAAUUACAGAAGCCGUCCUGGUUUCUGAUUUAAUCCCGGAAUGUCCCAGUUUUCCUUUCCCCUCCCCUUUGGAGUGUGUGUGUGUAGGUG